This is a messenger RNA of Mus pahari (shrew mouse), 1764 nucleotides long. It is a transcript of the gene Klf18, whose product is annotated as Kruppel like factor 18. Lineage: Eukaryota; Metazoa; Chordata; Mammalia; Rodentia; Muridae. Gene Ontology annotation, biological process: regulation of transcription by RNA polymerase II. Gene Ontology annotation, molecular function: DNA-binding transcription factor activity, RNA polymerase II-specific; RNA polymerase II cis-regulatory region sequence-specific DNA binding. The record is from RefSeq and is a predicted model, not a curated record.
AUGUUCUCCUUUCUCCAACAGUUGAUGAACUUGAAGAGUUCCCAGGCCUUCUGUGAAGUCUAUAUUGAGAUGGCAGAAAACGCAAGUGCUUCCCAGCCAGGACCCUGUAAUACCCAGCUUUCCCCUUUGGAGUCCAGCCAGCUUGUCUCAGGUCAGAACACAGAGAUGCCUACCUGCAAACAAACAGUGAUGACAUCUGCAUCCUGUAGCAUACAGGACACAGCCUGUACUCAGAACUCAACAGCAAACCUGGGAAAAGUCAUUGAUUUCCAUUUUGGAGAGCCAGAUGAGACUGCUUCUGUAAACCAGCAAGAUGUGUCUGCUGAGCAGAAAAAAUCCCCUGAAUUCCCUCAGCUUAUGCAGAUCAACAGCACCCCCAAGACAUGCCUCCCUUCUGGGGAGAAGACAGCAGUACUUGAUACCAGGGAGACUCUCUACAAUGAAGGCUCCUGGAUGAGGACACUGAGCCCUGACAAGACUCUCUUUAUCCAAACUGCAGUCACGUGUGAGAGUCAGAGGAUUGCCUUUGGUAUUCAUCAAAUUUCUCUCUCUGGAAUCCGUGCAGACCAGGAACCAAUUGUGGAUCACCUCCUUGCUUCUGUAUGUGACCAGACCUUUCGUGGUGAGCUUGAGAUAACUUUAAGAGAUGACCAGGUCUCCUACUACAGUCAUAUGACAACCAGGAAUGGAGGGCAUCUGACUCUCUAUGGGAGUCAGAUGGUAGCACCCAGUUGUAGUCAGGCCCCUCAUCCCAAUCAAAUCAUAACNUCCUUUUCUGAACAGAAUUCUUUUGGAGAUCAGCAGAGUAACCCAGCAGCUGAUAAAGGAAUCUAUGGAGAUCAGGUGAUGUUGCCGAAUGGAGGAUACCAGGUUUUCUGUGAGCCUCAGAUGAGAGCUAACUGUGACCAAACAAAUGACCAAAUGAAAUCCUUCAGGGGUCAGAAUGUCUGCAAAGGUCAGGAGAAUCUCCUCAGAGGUGAGCACUCCCUCUCUGGGUAUCAGACAUCAGACUACAGAUGUGACCAGGGUUUGAUUGUGAAUCCCCAGGCGACAAGUUCAAUUGGUGGCCAGCCUCUCUCUGACUUUCAGAUACCAACCUCUAAUGUUGACACAACUCUUCAUGGGUCUAAGAGGACAAGAUCCAGUGCAGAAGACAACCUGGAUUGCCCUUUGGAGACAAGUCCCAGUUCUGAAGAGACAUUCUUCUUGGGUCAGAUGAAGACCUCUGUUGAUCAAGAUGUUUACCCAAGUCAGAAUGGAACACUCAAUAUUGAAGAAAGCCUUGAUCCUCGGGUGACUUCACUUAGUAACCAAGCNCCAUAUGUGGGUGAAUCCUCAUAUCCUUCAGGUUCCCCUUUGAUUCAUAAACAACCUCAGAAAAACUCUUCAGCUUCCAGUUUGGUCCAAGGACCGCAUCCAGAGAUGAAGUUAGACCUCAAGCCCCAGAGCCCUGUGUCCCAGAAGAACCCUCAUCCUUUGAAAUACUACUCCUGUACCUACAAGAACUGUCAGAAAUCUUACAAAAGUGCUCAACACCUCAAUGACCACAUGAAGAAACACACUGGUGAGAAGGCUUAUGCAUGCAAUAAACCUGGGUGCACAUGGAAAUUCUCCAGGUUAAGAGAUUUCAAGAGACACAAACAAAAGCACAGUGGGGUGAGGCCCUACCCAUGUCCCAUGUGCAACAAAGACUUUGCCAGAUUGGAGUACCUCAAGCAGCAUGUGAGGCACCAUAUUAAAGUAUCACCCCCCACUGCAACCUGA